Paralichthys olivaceus (Japanese flounder) is the source of this 3593-nucleotide messenger RNA. Lineage: Eukaryota; Metazoa; Chordata; Actinopteri; Pleuronectiformes; Paralichthyidae. The record is from RefSeq and is a predicted model, not a curated record.
AGCUUUGUCUUAAUGAUGCAAAACUUAAUUUCUGAGGAAAGUCAGCGUAAGGAAAUUCCUGAGCUUCACAGUGGCAAUCAGGCAGUUAAGGAGCUGCCAGAGAAAAUGGAGCUGCACGUCAGUCACUUUCAUGGCUUAUUCACACCAGCACAACUGCUCCGGCAUAAAGAGAGAGGCCUCCUCACUCACUCACCCCAACAAGCCGCAACGCGUGACGUCACCGGGACGACAGAAACGCAUGCCUGUCCCGCUGCCGUAAACCUCCGGAGGGGUGUCGCAAAGCCGCUCCGUGUUGUCAGAGGAGUAAACAGUUGUUUACUUCCGCGGAGGAUCGAACGUGAAGAACCGCGCGGAUCCGCGUCACGUCACCUUUCGAGCCCGUCGCCUCCGGAGGAUCCGGGAGAUGAGCUGAUGUGGAGGCGAGCUGGGAAGAUGUCCGCGUACAACACGGGAGCAGAUGCAGCGGGACACUCCGUGGUGGUGGAGCUGAGUCCUGACAUCCACAUCUGCGGCUUCUGCAAACAACAGUACAACAACGUCGACGUGUUUCUGGCCCACAAGCAAAAUGGAUGUUCGCUCCCCUCCCCCGACCCGUCAGCCUCCACUGCGGCGUCCGCUCUCUCAGGUCAGACUCUGGAGGAGUCAGCGAUGUGCACGCACCAGGUUAUAGACUGCGCCCGGAGCUCAGAUCCCAGUGCUGAGUUUGUUUUCGAGGAAACUUACCAGACGUGUGUGAUGAGAGGCGUCAAAAAGAUCCUGACCAAAGCUCAGAAAACACCUUCCAGAAAAUUAAAACCCACCCUGACUUCAAAGAGACACAGCUGCUGUUUCUCAGGUUGCACUUUUAAAACGCAGUAUGGCCAAAAAGACAUGGAGCGGCAUCUCAAGACCCACACUGGGGAGAAGCCGUUUGAAUGUGAGCUGUGCCACAAGCGCUUCAGCCGGCGGGACAAGCUCAACAUGCACAGCCGCUUGCACACGGGCGAGAAGCCGCACAAGUGCAAACACUGUCCCUACGCGGCGGCCGACAGCAGCAGCCUGAAGAAGCACCUGCGCAUCCACUACGACGAGCGGCCGUUCAAAUGCCAGAUUUGUCCGUAUGCCAGCCGCAACUCCAGUCAGCUCACCGUGCACCUCCGCUCACACACCGGGGACGCACCAUUCCAGUGCCAACAGUGUGACGCCAAGUUCAAAAUCAACUCAGACCUAAAGAGACACGUCCGGAUUCACUCUGGUGAAAAGCCCUACAAGUGUGAGUUCUGUGAUUACCGCUGCGCCAUGAAAGGUAACCUCAAAUCUCACAUUCAGAUCAAACAUGGCACCGAGAACUCCUUCCGCUGCGAGCACUGCGAUUUCAAGUGCGCCAACAAGACCGCUCUGCGACAGCACACGCGAGAACACCAACCCCUUCAACCCAUGCAGUGUGCCAAGUGCACUUACUCCUGCUCCAGCAAGGGGGCGCUCAAAGUCCACGAGAGGAUCCACUCAGAGGAGCGGCCCUUCAGAUGUGACUUCUGCAACUUUGCCUCCAAGCAGCGCAGCAACCUUGUCAUUCACAAAAAGAAGUUCCACUCAGAUAAGCCUGAGAAAGGCUGCGGCGGGAAAGGCGGCAGGGGAGCAGGGAAAAGUGGAGGAGGUGAGUCUCCAAAGCCCGUCAGCUCCCGGUACCGAGCCAAACUGGACGCAGCCCGGGCCUUCAGCUGCGACUCAUGCCAUGCUUCCUUCGUCAGGGAGGAUUCACUGCGGAGCCACAAAAAGCAACACAGAGACACUCAGAACGUGUUGCAGCUCCAGCUCUCCGCCCCGGUCGACACAGUCAGCCUGGUUCCCGUUACGUCACAGAGUACCACCCAGCUGGAAGUCCCCAUUCCGUCUGACUCGAUGGCUCCUUACGGCAAUGCACAGCUCAAAAUCAUUGUAUCUCACCCACUGGGUCAACAGAACCCCUUGAUCCCAGCAGGUGUGGACAGACUGAGUAAGACCAACAUGGUCCUGCUGAGCCCAGAAAACCAGGACAUGGUGGUGAACUCCAUGAUCCAGCAGGUUAACUUACUGACGCCUAUGCAACCGCUGGGGUCAUCUCAGGCUGCAGAAUCUUCCCUUGAACCUCAAACGGUUCUGCUGACGCAGCUCGGCACCGGACACACCGACAACCCGCUCCACCAGGCUCUGCUGCAGACGGCCAUGAGCGCUCAGGACUCCAGCAGCGGCACCAGCACGCAGACUUUCAUCACCACCUGCUCUGAACUGGACGGCCUCAACGCCUUGAUCCAGGAGGGCGGCACGGAGGUAACGGUGGUGACAGAGGGCAAAGCCGCCACCACGGUGACCACGACAAUAUCAGGGGAAACGUCUAACCCAGGGAUGACAGUUAAGGUUGAGGAGAACGCCUUACCCCCUGAGGAAGGUGCGUUACUGGUGCCAAAUAUCGGCCUGAGCGGACAGAAUGUGGUCAUCCAUGGCGUCCCGCUGAUUGUGUCCACUCAGCCAGAGCAGAGCACGAUAGAGCAGCUUUCUCCUCACACACUCUACACAGACUCACACUCACUGGAGGGAAUCCCACACUGAGCAGAACCGGGUUUUUCUUAAAAUGAAAAGAUUGUAACGGCAUCAUAAGCUAUUUCUUUGCCAGUAAGAACUCUUUAUUCUGAAAGAUACGUUUGUGCAGGCCAUCGACAAAUAACAGUAUUUACUUUCUAGCAUUGAAUUUAAUUAUCAACCACUGAAAUUUAACAACAUCGUUAACUUUAUAAUUGCUCUAGUUUCCACAUCUUAGAAUAAUGAAUUGUUGUCGUAGCACAUUAGAUCGCUUCAGACUAUUUUAAACACUGAAAAGCUUUUGAAUAUGAGAGUUAAUCAUUCACAUCUGUCGUUUCAUACACUCUAUUUUCAAUUAUACAACGUGCAGGCAUCGCUGCUAAACUAACGAGAAAAUAUAAAGUGUAAGAGAAUAAAAGUCUGAAAAUAAUGCUCACAGCUUGAAUUUGAAUUUGCUUGUGUUGUGGUUUGUCUUCCUCCCAUUUGUCCAUUAGGUGGCAGCAGAGUGAUAAGAGUAAAAUGGGUUAUUUACUCAAACUGCGGAUUGUUGCAGUCUUCUGCAAAUGCUGAAUUCAUGUAGUUAUUUUUGUCGUCAUUUUUGUAAAUAAUCAUUUUCUGCUCCUCAUUCUGAAUCAACGCGGUCGUCAAUUGUACAUCAGCGUCUUAUUUUCUUAAAAGCCAAGUUGCUCUCCCGAUAGAUUUUUCAAUAAAGUGCCCGUCUUGCUCGCGCUGUCCAUUAUUCUGGUUAUUUCUACACUCAGACCUCAGCACUUAGUAUUUGCAGAGAGUGAAGGCUGGACCUGAAUGAGAGUCUCCUGUGAACAGUUGACCAUUGAUUGGUCUCUGUCGGUCCUCUGCACUAAUGGCUCCUGAUGCAGACGCCGCAAACUCCGAUGAAGUUGUUUGACGAGCGACUCUUUGCGAUCACCUCAGAGUUGGUCUGUGCUUCAUCAACGUGAACGUUAAAACCGGUGACUGGUUUUGACGCCGUGUCCGACUGGUGUUUAACGACAAUGCCGCCUUUUGUUGUCACAUAUUUGAGCCAGUGUGAUUUA